Molecule: messenger RNA, 1965 nt
Organism: Striga hermonthica
Lineage: Eukaryota; Viridiplantae; Streptophyta; Magnoliopsida; Lamiales; Orobanchaceae
Source: the annotation of a GenBank genome assembly
AUGGGGAGCCGAUUGCAGCAAGCGCUGAGGAGUUUUUGUUCCAACAGCGAUUGGAAAUAUGCAGUUUUCUGGAAGAUAACACGUCAAACGAGGAUGAUGUUAACUUGGGAGGAUGCUUAUUAUGAUGGAAACCAAUCGGAAAAGAAGUUGUACAAUCCUGCUUCAGGAAGCUCGAUUGAGGGUCCUUACUCACAUGAUCCUCUGGGAUUGGCUGUGGCAAAUAUGUCUUAUCAAGUAUAUUCUUUUGGGGAAGGGGUUGUCGGAAAGGUAGCAGUUUCUGGAAAGCAUUCGUGGAUAUUUUUAGAUGAGCUUGAUUCUUUCUCAUAUGAGUAUUCCGAUGGGUGGCAAACUCAGUUUUCAGCUGGCAUUAAGACCAUUGUUGUUGUGGCUGUGAUUCCACAUGGAGUUGUACAACUAGGCUCUCUGCAUAAAAUUUCUGAGGAUGUGAAGCUGGUUGACCAUAUAAGAAAUGUUUUCUCUGGCCUACAAGAUUCAUUACUCGGUUGUAUUCCAAGUUCAAUGAAAAGUAACACUGAUGAUUCUUGUUUGCCAGAUACAUGCACAAAAAUUCCAGAUUCGGCUUUUCACAACUCCAUAGGCAAAAUGAAAAGGUCUCUUCAUGAGAAUGAGGUGAACUUGUGGUCUCAGUUUCUUUCACCUCUUGGGGAAUCUGUUAAUCAAUUUCACAUUUUCCCUCAAAUUGGAGCUGCUGGGCCCUCAGUGCCUGGAAAUGAAAUUUUACUUCCCUCGAGCUCGGUAAAUAUUCUCUCAAGUCAGCCGCAAGCACCAGUGAUGGAAAAUCCAAACAACAAGAAAUUCGGUGGUGAAACAAGUGACUCCAGAGAUUUAGGAAAGAGACCCGAAAUUACGAGUACGUCUUCAUCUGCUAAGAAUGUCAAGAUCGAGAAUUUGAACAUAAAUAAUUUCGAAACUCGACAUUUCGAGAACCUCCAACUGCCGAUCAAGUCUAAUAAUCGUGCAGCAGAGAUGAAUAUUUCACCUUUCGGUUUUUGUGCCGGGUAUGAACUGUACGAAGCUUUAGGAUCUUCCUUCCAGGAGCAGAAAAAUGACUCCAUUUGGGGGGCCGUAAAUAUUUCCGAGGGUAUAGGCAGUUGCAGUUUGCUGAGGGGAAAUUCUGAUGCGAACCUUCUAGAAGCAGUGGUGGCCCGAACAGGAAGUCAUCAAGGGUAUGACACGGAAAAUGAGAGGUCCUGCCGUGAAUCCCUCUUGACUCCCGAUAAAACACCGUGCAAUAGUUUGGGCACUAUUAGUUCGUUCGACCGGGACACUUCGUGUAGCUUGAAUUCGGUGACUUGUAGUGUCGAGUCCUUGAGGGGAUUCCCUUGUACCAGUUCUAGUAUAGGGAGUGAGCAUUUGGAUAAGGCUCGAAUGCUGGCUAAACCGAAUAGAAAAAGAGCUCGACCGGGUGAGAGUACUAGGCCAAGGCCAAGGGAUAGGCAAUUGAUCCAAGAUCGGAUAAAGGAACUGAGAGAGCUCGUGCCCAGUGGAUCUAAGUGCAGUAUUGAUUCACUUCUCGAGCGGACUAUUAAGCACAUGGUGUUUUUGCAAAGUGUAACCAAGCAUGCUGAGAAACUGAAUAAAUGCUCAGUGUCAAAGUUGCUCGACAAGGAAACAGGUAUACGGAGAAUCUCCUGUCGGGAGCAAGGCUCGAGCUGGGCUGUCGAAUUGGGAAACAGCCAAAAGGCCUGCCCAAUAAUAGUCGAAAAUAUAAAUAUGAACGGGCAAAUGCUUGUAGAGGUAAACAAAGAGAGUGGUCACUUUCUGGAAAUAGCAGAGACCAUUAGAAGCUUAGGGCUAAGCAUUCUAAAAGGCGUGUCUGAAGCCUAUGGAGAUCAGAUGUGGAUGUGCUUUGUUGUUGAGGGAGAAAAUAACCGAAGCAUUCAUCGGAUGGAUGUGUUAUGGUCACUUAUGCAGCUUUUUCAACCUAAAACGUCGACUACUUGA